AUGGCUGUCCCGGUCUUUUGCAACGUCUGCUUCUGUGAGCCCCGCAAGCCCACCCCACGGUUCAGCCUCACAAGCUGCGGCCAUGUUAUCUGUGAGAUCUGCCUCCAGAAAGGCAAAAAAGGUGAAUGUUUGAUCUGUAGAACUCCUUGUCGUACAUUAGUCCUUUCAAAACAGACAAAUCCUGAUAUUCAAUCACUGUUCAUGGGAAUAGAUACGUUAUGCAAGAAAUAUUCAAAAGAAAUAACACAGAUUUCAGAAUUUCAAGAAAAACAUCGUAAACAUUUAUUAGCAUACCACAGACAAAAGACGGUAAAGUUGGAAGAAUCUCUCAAGAAAGUAACACAACAAAUGCAUCAGAUACAACGUAUUAAACCUCCUGAACAAACUACACAACUACCGUUUUCCAGUACAAGUAGAAAUCCACUUUCCAUUCCUUCAAGAAAACAGAAUGGUUAUUCUUCAUGUUCUCUUCAUCAUUCCACUUCUGAAAUAAUGGAGUCAAUGGAGAUUGAUCCUGUACCUUCACCAAUGAGGAAACCUGAGACACCAACCGGUCCAACAAGAUUAUCAUUAAUAACCCCACCGCAAGAUGGACGUAUGGGUAGUGUAUCCUACAGAAGUUCUCAGUCAUCUGGAAUAAUGUCAAGUCAAAAUAGUAGAGCAGGAUCUGCAAGAUCCACACCUAUAAAACUACCACAUAGCGGAUGUUCACUUACAUCAUCAUCUGGAUCACAAAGUAGUAGAAGGGGGUCACGGACUACUUCCGAUUUCAGAACUCCUCAGUUGUAUACAUUUACGUCACCUUCCCCACAGUCAUCUGUAACAAGACAUCCAAUCACCAUCUCUGGACUUCUGCAAAGACAACAUUUAGGAUCGACUAAUUUUGGAGGACAUUCAACAGAAAGAUAAGCAAACAUCUGUGAAUUGCUUUGGUCAACAAGCAUCUGGAGAAGCCCUACACAAUCUUUGGAUAUCAAAGUAUUUGUAAUUCCUAUAAAAUGUCAAAUGGGCAUAAACCAGCUAACUA
Messenger RNA from Gymnogyps californianus (California condor), 1027 nucleotides. It is a transcript of the gene RNF212, whose product is annotated as ring finger protein 212. Gene Ontology annotation, molecular function: SUMO transferase activity. The transcript has 12 exons. Gene Ontology annotation, cellular component: synaptonemal complex. Bases 1 to 909 code for a protein of 302 amino acids. Gene Ontology annotation, biological process: protein sumoylation; reciprocal meiotic recombination; homologous chromosome pairing at meiosis. The record is from RefSeq and is a predicted model, not a curated record. NCBI's taxonomy places the organism in Eukaryota, Metazoa, Chordata, Aves, Accipitriformes, Cathartidae.